Molecule: messenger RNA, 654 nt
Organism: Knipowitschia caucasica
Lineage: Eukaryota; Metazoa; Chordata; Actinopteri; Gobiiformes; Gobiidae
Source: the annotation of a GenBank genome assembly
AUGGGCGAUGAAAAUACGAGUGAAGCUGAAUUAGAGUCCAUUGAAACAGAAGAGGGUGUCUGUGGUGAAGCUGAGCGCAGUUCUGUUCAGUCUGUUCUGGGGGAAGUCAACGCUCAGUCUCCGUCUGCGUCAUCCAGCGACGCAGCGAGUGACACCGAGACGAUGGUCAACUUUGUGCGAAGUUUUCUGUCCCAGAUGGGGAUGACUGAUACUCUGGACUGCCUGCAAGCGGAAUGGCACGAUAUGGCUCAACAUGGACAAAUAACGAGUGAUGCUAAACAAUUUGACGUGACUCCCUAUCUUCACGACCAUUACUUAGAAAACGAACUGAAAUCUGCGCUAAAUGAGAGAGAGCAGUACAAACAGGCCAUCACUGCAGCGGAGGAGGCGCUGGUCAAGAUCCGAAAGUCCAGAGACUUCCACUGGCUCCGACACAACCGCCUGCUGCAGGAGAAGAACAAGCUUCUUGAGGAUAUAAGGAAGCUCACAGCCCAAUGCAAGGAGCCCCAUCCCAAACUUAAACAAAUGAAGGAGAAUUAUCAAAAACUUCUGAGACAAAUCCAUGCAAUGGACAUCGCGUCGGUGCAAGCAAAAGAAAUGGACGUCAAAAGCCCUCAGUAUCCUACAUCUGAUGAAUCUGAUGAAUCUGAUUAA